This is a messenger RNA of Pochonia chlamydosporia 170, 2286 nucleotides long. RefSeq names its product alpha-N-acetylglucosaminidase. The transcript has 3 exons. NCBI's taxonomy places the organism in Eukaryota, Fungi, Ascomycota, Sordariomycetes, Hypocreales, Clavicipitaceae. Bases 1 to 2286 code for a protein of 761 amino acids. The record is from RefSeq and is a predicted model, not a curated record.
AUGGUUAAUCUUGCAUAUGCUCUGGUCACAGGGGCGGCUCUGAUAUUUUCUGUCGUUGCAAACCCUGUCAAGCAAGAUCUCCCACCGCACCUAGCACAACAAGCCGUUCCACAGUCCGUUGAUGGAAUCAAAGGUCUUGCCAAUCGUCUCUUUGGCGGGCAUGCAGACCAGUUUGAAUUUUCUCUUACUGAGGAGCACGAACGAUGGUCUCGUUGGAAUCAACCUUCGAACGAUAACUACACCGUCACAGUGACCACUAAUGGCAAGAUCAUCAUUAAGGGCACAACUCUAAGCGCUUUGGCUAGAGGGCUUCGGCACUAUGCAACAGAUACAUUGCUGCUAGACGAUUAUUGGUUUAUUGGACCCAGUCGAAAACCUCCAGCCAGUCUGCCAUUGCCAAACUCAACAUUGACUGGGGCGAGCGUCGUUCCCUGGCGAUACAAUCUGAAUACUGUGACCUUCUCAUAUACCUUUGUUUGGUACCAAUGGGAAGACUGGGAGAAGCUUCUUGACUGGGCUGCCUGGAGAGGUGUCAAUAUUCAACUUGCUUGGGUCGGAUACGAAAAGAUCUUUCUUGAAAGCUUUCGAGAGCUUGGAAUGACAGAUGCUGAAAUCCUUCCAUUCUUUAGUGGGCCUGCUUUUCAGGCGUGGAAUAGGUUUGGUAAUAUCAGGGGGUCGUGGGGAGGCGUUGGCGACUUGACCAUCUCAUGGAUCGAAAAGCAAUUCGGAUUGCAAAAGAAAAUCGUCGCCAGAAUGGUCGAUCUUGGAAUUACCCCUGUUCUCCCCGCAUUUCCAGGCUUUGUACCAGACGCCAUAAAAAGAGUGCGACCAAAUGCGCCGGUUACGAGGGCGCCGGUCUGGGAGGGGGCUUACAAUUAUAGCAGAAGCUAUUUUAUCAGCCCCCUUGAUGGUACCUCGGCGAGGCUGCAAAAUCUGUUCAUCUCCAAGCAGAUCCAGGCCUUUGGAAAUGUCACGAAUAUCUACACACUGGACCAAUUCAACGAAAUGCAGCCCACCAACGGUACUAACGCUUACUUAUCCUCAGUCUCCAAUCAUACGUAUGCAGCUCUGACGGCAGCCAACCCUGCGGCCAUCUGGUUGAUGCAAGGCUGGCUAUUUCACAAUAGCCGUCAAUUUUGGACUGAUUCACGGAUACAAGCCUACCUAGGAGGAGUCAAAGACAAGACCAGCUCGCUAAUUCUUGAUCUCUACUCUGAAAACGCGCCUCAAUGGCAACGAACCCAGGGCUACUAUGGGAGGCCAUGGAUUUGGUGCCAGCUCCAUAACUGGGGCGGAAACAUGAAUUUGUUCGGCCAGAUCUCGAAGACGACUGGUCCUCCACUUAGUGCUCUUAACAACUCCAACUCCUUGGUUGGCUUCGGUAUAAGUGCUGAGGGCCUUGCAGGCAACGAGGUAGUAUAUGAUCUUCUUCUCGACCAAGCGUGGUCAAAGACCGCAAUCAACACAGUGGGCUACUUUCAGAAUUGGGUUUCACGACGCUAUUCAGCAGCUGCAUCUAUUCCAAACUCGCUAUUCCACGCAUGGGAGCUCUUGCGCAAACACGUCUAUGACAACACCGACGCUGCGGUCCCCAAAACUCCUGUUAGCAUCUAUCAGCUUAGGCCAAGUCUCUUUGGCUUAAAUCGCACCGGUCAAUGGCCUGCCCCGACGAAAAUACACUACGACCCAGCUAUCUUGACCCAGGUCCGGACACUAAUGGGCAACGCAAGCGCCGAAGAUGCUUCCUUGUUGAAUACUCCCGGGUUUAAAUUUGACCUUGUAGACAUAACCCGUCAGGCCAUAACAAACGAGUUUGCUGACGAUUAUGCGGACCUUGUUACUACGUUUAAAUCGGCGAUAAACAACAACGUAACUACAGAUUUGGUGGCCAAGGGUCAGAAGUUGCUCAACAGACUCGAAUCGCUGGAUGCCGUUCUUUCCACAAAUGAGCACUUUACUCUGGAACAGUGGCUCAGCAGAGCGCAAAGUUGGGCUGAUUCGCCCGCAUUGAAGGAUCAGAUAUCCCUCAACGCUCGCAGCCAGGUAACUGUUUGGUUUGUGGAGAUUCCGGAUUUGAACGAUUAUUCGGCGCGAGCGUGGAGUGGCCUUGUUCGUUCUUACUACUGGCAGAGGUGGUCGAUUUUCGUUAAUGGGUUGAUCGAGGCGGUACCAACAGGGGCGCUAAAUGAGAAGGCAUUAAGUGAUAAGAUACGCAUUUUUGAAAAAGAAUGGCAGUAUAGAGGAUUUAACGUUCCUAGUGGAACUGUAAAUGCUAGGGGAACUUAG